Manduca sexta (tobacco hornworm) is the source of this 567-nucleotide messenger RNA. Its product is annotated as chorion class CA protein ERA.1. Bases 48 to 494 code for a protein of 148 amino acids. Gene Ontology annotation, biological process: chorion-containing eggshell formation; multicellular organism development. The record is from RefSeq and is a predicted model, not a curated record. The transcript has 2 exons. Gene Ontology annotation, cellular component: egg chorion. Lineage: Eukaryota; Metazoa; Arthropoda; Insecta; Lepidoptera; Sphingidae. Gene Ontology annotation, molecular function: structural constituent of egg chorion.
UCAGUUGUAAUCAUUCUGCAACCAGUUUUCAGAAGACUAGAACCAUCAUGUCUACCUUCGCCUUCCUUCUUCUUUGCGUGCAAGCUUGCCUUAUCCACAAUGCGUACAGCGCGUGCCUUGGUACCGGCUACUACGGGGCCGGGCUCGGCUACGGCUACGGCGGUCUCGGCUAUGGAGGAUGCGGUCUAGGCGGUAUCGGUUAUGCUGGUCUGGGCUAUGAUGGCUUCGGCUACGGCGGCCUUGGUUAUGGCGGUCUUGGUUACGGCGGCUUGGGAUAUGGUGUCGGCUACGACGGUAUCGGUGCUGGUUACGGUGGUGCCGGCGUUGGUAACGUGGCCGUCGCCGGUGAGCUGCCCGUGGCUGGUACCACCGCCGUCGCUGGUCAGGUGCCCAUCAUCGGCGCUGUCGGUUUUACCGGUGACGCUCUCGCCGCUGGCUCCGUCUCCAUCGCCGGACGUUGCGGUUGCGGUUGCGGCGGUCCUUUCGUCUACUGAUAAAUUCAUUAUUACAGAUCUUACGUUACUACGACCUGGCAAAGACAAUAAAUUCUGAUUUUGCAAUAUGAAA